This is a messenger RNA of Cyprinus carpio (common carp), 2857 nucleotides long. Its product is annotated as TBC1 domain family member 10A-like. NCBI's taxonomy places the organism in Eukaryota, Metazoa, Chordata, Actinopteri, Cypriniformes, Cyprinidae. The record is from RefSeq and is a predicted model, not a curated record.
GCACUUGUGCAGAACUGUCAAACGCAACAGAGAAAGACUGGAAACUUUGCGCUUAUGUCAUCAUCACCAUCAUCACCACCCUAACACUAAAACACGGCUCGACUGAUGUGUCAAUUACUUUAUUAUUUAGCGUUCAACCAUGGGACCUCGACUUAAAUUACGGAAACAACACUGCUGGUGCAUCUCGACUGGGAAUAUAAUCGGGUUUCCUCCUCAAACCUCUGCGUGCUGAAUGAAAACAGUCCGCCGAAGCCGUUGCUGACUAACCGUGGACUGGAAAAAUGUGAUUCAGGAAAUCAGGCGUAGUUUCGCUCGUCCGGUUGUUUACACAUUUUUCGGACGUUUCUGCUCAAGUAAAGUACAUUUUCAGAGAUCGUUGUUUGUUUAAUUGUGGGUCGGAUAGUGACACGUUGCGCGCUAAGCUAAUUUAGCAUUUAACUCGGGUGAUUUAAACGCACAAUAAUCCGUUUAGAAGACGCUGUAGCUUUAAAAGACGCACAAAUCCUACGCAGCGUUACAAAACACGGGAAAUAAAGUUACAGUGAACCUGAUUGUUUUACUAAAGUAGCUUUGGCCGGCCUGUUUUGGGAUCAAGCAUCUCCUUAAUUUCACGUUUUCUCUUGGGAUGUUUAAUGACGGGUGCAGGCGAUGACCUUCAGUGAAUAAAUCGGGUGUGUGUUAGUGGAGGAUCAUGAUGGCUCAGCAGGAGAAUGGACGUCGGUCGUCCGAGGACACUAUGAGUGUGAUGACUCUGGGCAGUCAGUUUGACGAGGAGAGCUCUUUCGGAUCGGACUCUGAGAUCAACGGCUUCACCAGCUCGAGACAAACUGACAAGUAUGGAUUCAUCGGAGGAACCCAGCAGUACUCAACCCAAUCGGCUCAAGAAGUGCCUCUGCAAGUGUUAAGGCACAGGGAAGUCAAAUGGUUGGAUAUGUUGAACCACUGGGACAGAUGGAUCAGUAAAAGGUUCAAGAAGGUGCGACUGCGAUGUCAGAAAGGAAUCCCGCCAUCGUUGCGAGGCAGAGCUUGGCUCUACCUGUCAGGUGGAAAAGUGAAAAGAGAACAAAACAGCGGGAAGUUCAAGGAGUUGAAUAGCAUGGAUGGAGACCCUAAGUGGGUUGAUGUGAUAGAGAGAGAUCUACACAGACAGUUCCCUUUCCAUGAGAUGUUUGUGUCCCGAGGAGGUCAUGGGCAGCAGGACCUGUUCCGGGUGUUGAAGGCUUAUACCCUGUACAGACCGGAUGAGGGUUACUGCCAGGCUCAGGCUCCUAUAGCAGCAGUGCUUCUGAUGCACAUGCCUGCUGAGGAUGCAUUUUGGGGGCUGGUUCAGAUUUGUGAGAAGUACCUCCCUGGAUAUUACAGCGCAGGCCUGGAGGCCAUACAGUUGGAUGGAGAGAUCUUAAAUGCGUUAUUAAAGCGCGUGAGCCCUCCAGCAUAUCGCCAUCUUGAGAAACACAAGAUAGAGCCCAUCCUUUACAUGACGGAGUGGUUCAUGUGUGCAUUUUCCAGAACUCUGCCCUGGUCGUCUGUGCUCAGAGUGUGGGACAUGUUCCUGUGUGACGGAGUGAAGAUAAUAUUUCGUGUUGGCCUGGUGUUGCUGAAAAGCAUGCUGGGAUCUCGUGAGAAACUGAAGGCUGGUCUUGGUCAGUACGAGACUAUGGAGAUUCUCAGGGCCCUGGAGCCACAAUACUUGCAGGAGGGCUUUCUCAUACAUCAGGUAUUAGAGCUGCCCAUAUCUUCUCGGGAUGUGGAGCGAGAGCACCGCGUGCAGCUCAGGCGCUGGCGGAAAACUCACGGCGAGCUCAGCUACAAAGCCCCUCCCAGAAUGCACGGCGCUCACGCCAUCAUGUCUGCCGAGCCACACACCCGCCAAGACCUCCGUCAGAAACCCACAAUCAUCGUCCAGUACCCCCUGCCCUCAGACACUAAAUCCGAAUUCGCUCGCGUCAAGAAGAGAAGCACUAUCCGAAAAGCCCCCAAUCCGAAAGUGGAAGUCACAAACCCGUAUGCCAUGCCAACAGACCCCAAACUAGCCUCUCUUAAUAAUCAAACACAAAAGACAGCUUCAAGCAAUCAGUCCAACCAUCCUCCUCCAUCACUACAGCAAUCCCACCUCACUACACCCGAAAACACACCCUCCUCUGAUCCACAACCACCUCAACCGUCUCCAAAUCUCUCUCGCACCCCACCACCUCCCCAACCCUCACCCAAACCCAACCCCGUACAUCCGACUGAAAUCCCUCCCUCCUCCAGCCCUGCAGUCACCGUCCAGCCACUCGCUCUGCCUAAAGACUCGAGCAACUCCAACAACUCCGCCCACCUGACAGAUCCUCCACCCACUACAGACUCCACUCCGCUUCCUCCAGACGACACGCCUGUGAACGGCAGCUCGGUCGCUGAUCCCAGAGUUCCUGGUUUACGUAACUCGAGUGAGAGUGUGGGUUCAGAAGACACGUACCUGUAGCUUUCCAGGUCAGCAUUCAGGGAGAAAACAGUAUUGGGAACCAGCAUUAUGCAUGAGAACAAGAUGGGAGGAAAAACUAUGAAUGUAUUUUGAUUUUCUUUGGGUGAGGUGACAAGAAUCCUUGCAGUCAGUAUCUUGCACCCAUUAGAAUAUAAAAAGCUUAAUGACAAGGAUCAAAUGACUUAACACUUUGGUGUCUAUGCACACAAACCUCCUUUUUUCUCUGUGCUGGUCCAUAAUUGACUCUACAGUCUUUGUGUUACAGUGUUCAAAAAAUCUGACUAUUAGUUCUUCCAUUAUUCCUCAAUCAUAAGCAGAACAGACUUUAUAAUCAAAUAUGUUUGGCUAGUUAUUGUGUUAUUCGCUGCUUACCAAUAUAAGGUCACAUUGCAA